Molecule: messenger RNA, 1975 nt
Organism: Eutrema salsugineum
Lineage: Eukaryota; Viridiplantae; Streptophyta; Magnoliopsida; Brassicales; Brassicaceae
Product: vacuolar-processing enzyme gamma-isozyme
Exons: 9
Coding region: 270-1736 (488 amino acids)
Biological process (GO): vacuolar protein processing
Molecular function (GO): cysteine-type endopeptidase activity
Source: RefSeq, a predicted model, not a curated record
CAAAAUGUGUAUAAAUGUGCAAAUUUAUUUAUUUUCUAAUCAAAUAAUUAAAUUUCGCUUGCGUGUUUAUAUAAACAAAUUAGUUUAGAACUUAGACGUGUGUGUUCUCCGAUCAGACAAAAAAGAUUCAUACUUUGGUUUGAUUGGUGGACAAAAGAAAAAGAUAAAAGAUUCUUCUUUAUAUAAGACUGGGUAGUCCUCGGCGAUCAAAAAGAAAUCAUAUCCACGUCACCAUUCGCCGGCAAAAAUCCAAAAAACCGGCCUUGACGAUGACAUCAGUCGCCGUUCCCCUUCUCGUUCUCUUGCUCUCGUUGAUUGCCGUCUCCGCCGCAAGACAAGGACCCGAUGAUAUCAUCAAACUUCCGUCGCAAGCUUCUAUGUUCUUCCGUCCUGCUGAUGACGACAACGAUUCUUCUGCCGGUACUAGGUGGGCUGUCCUUGUCGCCGGAUCCAACGGAUAUUGGAAUUACAGGCACCAGGCCGAUAUUUGCCAUGCUUAUCAACUUCUGAGGAAAGGUGGAGUGAAAGAGGAUAAUAUUGUGGUUUUCAUGUAUGAUGAUAUUGCAAAUAAUGAAGAGAAUCCAAGGCGUGGGAUCAUUAUCAACAGCCCUCAUGGGAAGGAUGUCUAUCAAGGAGUUCCCAAGGAUUACACUGGAGAUGAUGUUACUGUUGAUAAUCUAUUUGCUGUUAUCCUUGGAAACAAAACUGCCACUAAAGGGGGAAGUGGGAAGGUUGUGGAUAGCGGUCCAAAUGAUCAUAUCUUCAUAUUCUACAGCGACCACGGUGGUCCUGGAGUUCUCGGGAUGCCGACUUCUCCAUACCUAUAUGCAAAUGAUCUUAAUGAUGUCUUGAAGAAAAAACAUGCUUCCGGAACCUAUAAAAGCUUGGUGUUUUAUCUCGAGGCUUGUGAAUCUGGAAGUAUCUUUGAAGGGCUUCUUGAAGAGGGUUUAAACAUCUACGCUACAACUGCAUCAAACGCAGUAGAAAGCAGUUGGGGUACCUAUUGCCCCGGAGAGGAUCCUAGUCUUCCACCGGAGUAUGAAACUUGUUUAGGUGACUUAUACAGCGUUUCUUGGAUGGAAGAUAGUGGUAUGCACAAUCUGCAAACUGAGACUCUGCGCCAACAAUAUGAACUUGUGAAAAGGAGAACUGCAGGUGUUGGGUCGGCUUACGGUUCUCAUGUCAUGCAAUAUGGCGAUGUAGGACUUAGCAAGGAUAAGCUCGACCUUUACAUGGGAACAAACCCUGCCAAUGACAAUUUCACUUUUGUGGAUGAGAAUUCACUGACGCCACCUUCAAGAGUUACAAACCAGCGUGACGCAGAUCUUGUCCAUUUCUGGGAUAAGUACCGAAAAGCACCAGAAGGUUCCACAAGAAAAACAGAAGCUCAGAAGCAAGUUCUUGAAGCCAUGUCUCACAGGCUUCAUGUUGACAACAGUGUGAAACUCGUCGGAAAACUCUUGUUUGGCAUUUCAGAAGGUCCUGAAGUGCUAAACAAAGUACGGUCUGCUGGGCAACCACUCGUCGAUGACUGGAACUGCCUUAAAAAUCUGGUGAGAGCUUUUGAGAGACACUGUGGAUCGCUGUCUCAGUACGGUAUUAAGCACAUGAGGUCCUUUGCAAACAUCUGCAACGCAGGGAUCCAAAUGGAGCAAAUGGAGGAGGCAUCUUCACAGGCUUGUACCACAAUCCCACCUGGUCCUUGGAGCUCUCUUCACCGCGGAUUCAGUGCCUAAAACCCUAAACCUUCUCAUUUGUAUAUGCUACCAAUCCCCAAAUAUUCCCGUUUCGAUUAUAAUGUUUGAAUCAUUAUUCUCUAUGUAUAUCUCAUUAGCAUUUCCCUCUUCAGUGUGUACUUUCCAAAUUAUCCUUUUCCCCUGUACAAAUGCGUGUAGUACUAUAGUUAAUGUAUAUAAGGUUUGUUUGUUAUAUAUUCUCCUUGUAAAUUCUGAAACUUUCGAUGGUUUUUGUAGCA